Syzygium oleosum is the source of this 2293-nucleotide messenger RNA. RefSeq names its product BAG-associated GRAM protein 1. The transcript is spliced from 18 exons. The record is from RefSeq and is a predicted model, not a curated record. Lineage: Eukaryota; Viridiplantae; Streptophyta; Magnoliopsida; Myrtales; Myrtaceae. Bases 258 to 2030 code for a protein of 590 amino acids.
UUGACUCUGUCUCUCUCUCUCAGGCUGUCAUCGUCUUUCAAAUGCUGCCAUUUCCGCGAUCGCAUGGUUUGACCGUCGUCAACCAAACCCUAAAACCUCUCCCCGGAAACCUCGAUCGGUCUUCCUUGUCGAUUGCUUCGGGCGGAAUUGCGACGGCGAAGAUGCGCCAGUAGCUUCGUGUGCAUGUGCUCGCGGUUUCCUUAUUUGUAGCUGUUGUUGUUGUUAUUGUUGUUGCUGCUGCUGCUGUUGCGGCGAUCAUGGUGAUGGAGACGGCGAUUCUGGAGAUUUUGGUGCCCUCGUGGUGGGAGGUCAAGGUCACGGUGGCCACCUCGGUGUUCGUGACGCUCGCGUACUGGUUCUUCACGUACGGGGCCGACGGGAGCGGCGGCGGUGCCGAACCGGAUCGCUCGCUCGCCGAGAAUUCGGCCGCUUCCGGUGACGACAAUGGCAAGAUGGCUCAUUCGAAGGGAGAUUCUCAAAGCAAUUCUGCCUAUGUAAUUAAGGUGGAAUUGUUAGCUGCUAAAAAUCUUAUUGGUGCAAAUCUGAAUGGCACUUCAGAUCCAUACGCUAUCAUAACCUGUGGUACAGAAAAGCGAUUCAGCUCAAUGGUGCCUGGUUCUAGGAAUCCCAUGUGGGGAGAGGAGUUCAAUUUUUCUGUAGAUGAGCUUCCUGUUGAGAUUAAUGUGACCAUAUAUGAUUGGGAUAUAAUUUGGAAAAGUGCUGUUCUUGGUUCAGUGACUGUUCCAGUUGAAUGUGAAGGUCAAACUGGCGCUGUAUGGUAUACUCUGGAUAGCCCAUCAGGGCAGGUUUGUCUUCAUAUUAAAACAACAAAGUUACCCGUAAAUUCGACAAGGGUCAUAAAUGGAUAUUCUGGAACUACUGCUCGUAGGAGAAAAUCCCUAGAUAAUCAAGGACCGACGGUGGUUCACCAGAAGCCUGGGGCCUUGCAAACAAUAUUUAAUCUCCUUCCAGAUGAGGCUGCUGACCAUAGCUAUUCAUGCGCCCUUGAGAGGUCAUUCUUAUAUCAUGGUCGAAUGUAUGUUUCAGCAUGGCAUAUUUGCUUUCACUCUAAUGUCUUUUCAAAGCAAAUGAAGGUAAUUAUACCGUUUCAAGAUAUUGACGAGAUAAAACGGAGCCAGCAUGCAUUUAUCAACCCUGCUAUAACGAUUAUUCUCCGCAUGGGUGCGGGUGGACAUGGUGUACCUCCUUUGGGAAGUCCUGAUGGUAGAGUUAGAUAUAAGUUUGCAUCAUUUUGGAACAGGAACCAUGCAUUGAGAGCUUUACAGCGCGCGUUAAGCAACUUCCACGCAAUGUUGGAAGCUGAAAAGAAGGAAAUGGUUGAGUCAGCAUUACGAGCUCAUAGUAGCUCUGUGAGAGGUAGCAGAAGGUCUCUCAAGACUCCUGAAGAUAGUGUAUCCAAGACUGGAAAGCUUCAACCUUUCAUUAAAGAAGAAGUUGUAGUUGGGAUAUACAAAGACGUCUUCCCUUGCUCAGCAGAAAAAUUCUUUAAUCUACUUUUGAGUGAUGAUUCGAAGUUUACAAACGAGUACCGUUCAGCAAGAAAGGAUACUAAUCUUGUCAUGGGGCAAUGGCAUGCUGCUGACGAAUAUGAUGGUCAAGUGAGGGAGAUUACCUUUAGAUCCCUUUGUAGCAGUCCAAUGUGCCCACCUGACACGGCCAUGACAGAGUAUCAGCAUGCUGUUUUAUCACCAGAUAAGAAAACUCUGGUGUUCGAGACAGUCCAGCAGGCACAUGAUGUUCCUUUUGGAUCCUGCUUUGAGGUUCACUGCCGGUGGCAUUUGGAGACGAAUGAUGAAAGCUCAUGUGCCAUCGAUAUUAAAGUUGGUGCCCAUUUUAAGAAGUGGUGUGUGAUGCAAUCCAAAAUCAAGUCGUCGGCUAUUAAUGAGUACAAGAAAGAGGUGGAGAUAAUGUUAGAUGUGGCCACCUCCUAUCUCAAGUCAAAUGCUUCAGCUGGCAAGACCGACGAGAGUGCUUCAUCUGCCACCGCCGCGACCGAAGGCAGCAGCUAGUAUUGUACAAUGUCUGAACCUGCAUAUGUACCAUUCAGUCUGUACUUGUACCAUGAGAUUAAAAGAAAACGGUUUUGCCUCUUUUUUUCCCAAAGCAGAUGUAGAUUCUGAUGUCCCACGCCACUUCACUUCACCCUGUCUCUUUUUGGGGAGAACUAGAGGUGUAUGUUGUGUCUUUUGUUAUAUAUCACCUGUCAAGUUAAGGUGCAAGAUACUUACCAGCCAUCAAAGACGAUUACAGAGAAAAUGAUGGUUUGGGUUGA